Cetraspora pellucida is the source of this 737-nucleotide messenger RNA. The record is from the annotation of a GenBank genome assembly. Lineage: Eukaryota; Fungi; Glomeromycota; Glomeromycetes; Diversisporales; Gigasporaceae.
AUGCUUUUUUCAUUUACAGUGACUGGAGUACAAGGUCAAUUUGUAAAAAUUCCAGCACCAUCUUCAGUGUGUAUUACAGGAUGCACUUACUACUACUUCGAAAAUGUGAACAAUGAAAAUGAAAAAGAAGAUCUACAUCUUUCUGCUUCCUUUUUGGGUUCCAAAAGAUGGUGUUCAACUCAUAUCACAAAUGCACUUGCACUUGCUCAUUGCUUGGGAAAACCAAGUUUCUUUAUUACAAUAACUACAAACCCAAAUUGGGAAGAAAUUCAUUCACAAUUACAACCUGGACAAAAUGCAUUAGAAAUUGCUCCGAUUGUUAAACAUAGAUUUCCCCACACUCAUAUAGUAGUACAUGUGCAACCUGAACUGCCUAUUGACCAAAUAGAUAAAGUUAUAACAGCAGAACUACCAAGAGAAAAAUCACAUUUAAGAGAAUUAGUUGAAAAAUAUAUAAUACAUAAACAACAACAUUUACCACAUUGUCUUUCUGUACUAGAAAGUGUAGACCUUCUUCUCCAACAAAUCUGUGAAAAGGAAGAUCCAUUUAGUGGAAAACUAUUUAUAGAUAUCAGUGAUUUCAGACAAGUAGCACCUAUAGUAAAAGGAGCAAGCAAAAAUUACCUUACUCAACUAAUAUAUCCAAAAAUACCUAAUCAUGAAAUACAUUUAAAAUCUGAAGCUGUAUGCUCCAUAAUGCAAAAUAUUUCUAUUGACAAAGGAUUAGUUAAAAACUC